Messenger RNA from Morus notabilis, 2575 nucleotides. RefSeq names its product pentatricopeptide repeat-containing protein At4g33990. Gene Ontology annotation, biological process: RNA modification. The record is from RefSeq and is a predicted model, not a curated record. Lineage: Eukaryota; Viridiplantae; Streptophyta; Magnoliopsida; Rosales; Moraceae. Gene Ontology annotation, molecular function: RNA binding; zinc ion binding; protein binding.
AUGGCGAACCUGCUAAGAUCGCAAGUUCCAUCUAACGAGUUUGAAAAUGAGAAUAGAAAAAUUGAUUUUAAUCUCCUAUUUGUAUCCUGCACAAAAGUGCACCUUGCUAAGCGCCUUCAUGCCCUUCUUGUGGUGUCGGGGAAAGUCAAAGACAUGUUUCUUUCUACCAGGCUUGUUAAUCUAUAUUCUUACUUUGGCGAUGUAUCAUUAUCUCGUCGUACUUUUGAUCAGCUGCCAGAGAAGGACAUCUAUACAUGGAAUUCCAUGAUAUCUGCUUACGUACGCACUUCUCGUUUCCGUGAAGCUUUACAUUGUUUUUAUCAGCUUUCAUCUGCUUCUGGUUUUCAACCUAAUUUCUACACUUUUCCUCCUGUCUUGAAAGCUUGUGGAAAUCUGGUUGAUGGGAAGAAGAUACAUUGUCAGGUUCUGAAGUUGGGUUGUCAAUGGGAUAUUUAUGUUGCUGCAUCCUUGAUCCAUAUGUAUUCACGGUUCGGAUUUGUUGGUAUUGCACGUAAAUUGUUCAAUGAAAUGCCAAUAAGAGAUACAGGUUCUUGGAAUUCAAUGAUUUCUGGAUUUUGUCAAAAUGGGAAUGUUAAAGAAGCGUUAGAUGUCAUGAAUGAAAUGAGGUUGGAGGGGGAAAAUAUGGAUCCAGUAACUGUUGCAAGUCUGCUUACUGUUUGUGCUCAAUCGGGUGACAUAUUAAAUGGAAUGCUUAUCCAUUUGUAUGCCAUUAAGCAAGGGUUGGAACUUGAUUUAUUUGUAUCCAAUGCGUUGAUUAACAUGUAUGCCAAAUUCGGUUGGUUGGCCAAUGCUCGAAGGGUCUUUGAUCAAAUGGUUGUAAGAGAUUUGGUUUCGUGGAACUCAAUAAUUUCUGCAUAUGAGCAGAAUGAUGAUCCAAUAAGUGCACUCAGAUUCUACAAAAAUAUGCAACAAAUUGAAAUUCAGCCUGAUUUGUUAACAUUGUUAAGUUUAGCUUCUAUUGUGUCUCAAUUAGCCGAUAGUCGAAAGAUUAGGUCUGUUCAUGGAUUCAUUUUAAGGAGAAGUUGGCUUAUGCAAGAUGUCGCCAUUGGAAAUGCAGUUGUUGACAUGUAUGCAAAAUUGGGUGGAAUAGAUUCUGCCCGUAUUGUUUUUGAAGGGCUUCCUACCAAAGAUGUGGUCUCGUGGAAUACUUUGAUCACAGGUUAUUCUCAAAAUGGUCUUGCAAGUGAGGCAAUUGAAGUAUACAACAUAAUGGAAGAGCACGAGGCAAUAAUUCCAAAUCAAGGAACAUGGGUGAGCCUUCUACCAGCUUAUUCUCAUCUAGGAGCCCUGCAACAAGGGAUGAAAAUUCAUGGGCGGGUGAUAAAAAACUAUCUUCAUAUGGAUGUCUUUGUGGGGACUUGCUUGAUUGACAUGUAUGGAAAAUGUGGUAGAUUAGAUGAUGCAUUGUCGUUGUUCUACCAAGUGCCUCGGAAGAACUCGGUGCCUUGGAAUGCCAUUAUAUUCUGUCAUGGAAUUCAUGGACAUGGCAAGAAAGCUCUUAAGUUGUUCGAAGAAAUGGUAGAUAAGGCGGUGAAUCUGGAUCACAUAACGUUUGUAUCUUUAUUGUCUGCUUGUAGCCAUUCAGGCUUGGUCGAUGAGGGGAAACAUUACUUUCAUGUGAUGCAGGAAGAAUAUGGGAUUAAGUCGAGUUAUAAGCACUAUGGCUGCAUGGUAGAUUUGCUCGGUAGAGCUGGUCAUUUAGAGGCAGCAUAUGAUUUUAUAAAGAAUAUGCCCAUACAGCCCGAUGCUUCUAUUUGGGGUGCUCUUCUCGGCGCUUGUAGAAUACAUGGAAAUGUUAAGUUGGGUAAAUUUGCUUCAGAUCGCUUGUUUGAAGUUGAUUCAGAAAAUAUUGGUUACUAUGUCCUGUUAUCAAAUAUUUAUGCAAAUUUUGGGAAAUGGGAAGGUGUUGAUAAAGUUAGAUCACUAGCUAUGGACCGUGGAUUAAGGAAGACUCCUGGGUGGAGCUCCAUUGAAAUCAACAAGAAGGUUGAUGUCUUUUAUACUGGGAACCAAACCCACCCGAAAUACCAGGAGAUAUGCAUAGAGUUAAGGGCUAUGACUGCUAAGAUGAAAAGCCUCGGUUACAUUCCUGACUACAGCUUCGUGUUGCAGGAUGUUGAAGAGGAUGAGAAGGAGCAAAUUCUCACGAGUCAUAGUGAGAGAUUAGCCAUUGCUUUUGGAAUUAUCAGCACUCCUCCAAAAACUACAAUUAGGAUUUUCAAGAACUUGAGGGUCUGUGGUGACUGUCACAACGCAACUAAGUACAUAUCCACAAUAAGCGAGAGGGAGAUUAUUGUGAGGGAUUCUAAUCGUUUCCAUCAUUUCAAGGAUGGAACUUGCUCUUGUGGGGAUUAUUGGUGACAUUAUUUAUCAAUAUAAGCUACUAAUGAAUUCUCUCUUUUCCAUUUGAAUUUUUUGUUUUUCGUUUUUUAUUUCUGUUGUGUGUCUCAAUUACGUUCUCGCAUGAGAAUCGGACGGAACAAGCACCGUAUUUAUUGAAAAGAAGUUGGGGUUUUGGCUGUUCAUUGGGUCCUUUACUGACUUUUUCUACUUU